AUGGACGUUACGGAAACGGACAAGAAGAGAACCGCCGAGGUGGUCCACCGCGCGCGAAAAGAGCACGUCGAGCAGAUGCUGCUCAUGCCUCGCGAAAUGGGAGGCAUCGGCCUUGACUUGGCCGGCGUGGCUGGGAUGAUCCACCGAGCCCAAAACGAUGUCUGCAAGGUGAUGCUCCAAAAGGGAAUUACUCCUGACAAGGUGGGCCACGAGUUCUUCGAGCUCAUGGCCUGGAAGCAUAUGUUUGGCAUCCUUGGCCGCCCGUUUCCUUGGGAAGCCGCGAUCGCCCGCGCCAUCAUGGACGAGGAGAGCCCUCGGUCCCCAAUUUAUGCCAGCUAUUGGAGGGAGAGCGACCAGCGCCAUCGGCUCGAAAGCCUGGGAGGACCCUCCGCGCUGGAGGUCCCCAACACUGCGCCGGCCGCCCGCGCAGAACCUGUUACGGAGGCUAAGACGCCUGCCCCCGCCCAGCAGUCACCUGAGCCAGAGACGGGCCUGAUCGAUGUCCCCGUAUCCGACAACAAGAAGUUCUUCAUGGCCCAGGGCACCCCGCGCUCCGAGGAACAGGACGAUGGGCUUCCAGAAUAA
Molecule: messenger RNA, 585 nt
Organism: Thermothielavioides terrestris NRRL 8126
Lineage: Eukaryota; Fungi; Ascomycota; Sordariomycetes; Sordariales; Chaetomiaceae
Exons: 2
Coding region: 1-585 (194 amino acids)
Source: RefSeq, a predicted model, not a curated record